UCUGGUGAAAGAGUGAAAGAGGACCUGCCCUUCUCCAAUCUCUCCUCCGCCCCCCACCCUGAGACUGCGACGCUCGUCCUCUCCUUCAUCUGCUUCAACACCCACUUCAGAGUGCAGACAACAAUCUCUCUUUCUCUUCUUUCGUCCUUUAUUUAUUAUUUGUGUUUUAAGUCUAUUACCUCGUAAUUUUGAUCCAUUUUUCCCUGGAGAGCUAAAGAAAUGGAGAAGAUCAUGGCUAACUACGAGCUUGGAGCUUGUGGCAUAGUCUAGCGUUUUUCUCUCUCUAGUCUUUUUCACCUUUUCUUUGUUUUCUUCGCCUCUUCGGUGUUUUCGCCUUAGAAUGGGUUGCCGGAGAAUGAUCACCGGGAACUUGGAUCCAGAGAGGGAGAAGUGUGGCGGUUUAAGAACCAAGCAAGCGGGUAGAGGAUCCUGCCGAGGAAGUUAGAACUGGAAAAUCGAGUCGCCGGACGAUGUAUUGUCUCCGGCGCUGAGCUGUCCCUUGAUUUGAGUGUUGGUCACCAAAGCUAUGGGGUUUCUCUUGAAAGAAGCUCUCAAGUCUCUCUGCGGCGUCAAUCAGUGGUCUUAUGCUGUUUUCUGGAAGAUUGGUUGCCAAAAUCCUAAGCUGUUAAUUUGGGAAGAAUGUCAUUGUGAAUUCAUACCAAGUUCUGGUCUUCCGCAUGGUUCUGGAAUGGAGAACUCGGAAGUGCCUUUUGAAGACUGGGAAGGUUGCUGGGUGUCUCCUGAAACUCGUAUUUCUCAGCUUGAUGGUCAAGCUGUGGAGUCGAUCUAUUUUCUGGUCAACAAAAUGAUGAUGAAUAACCAGGUCAAUAUAGUAGGAGAAGGGAUAGUGGGGCGGGCUGCAUUCACAGGAAAACAUCAGUGGAUUCUUUCAGAAAACUACACUAGGGAUGCCCAUCCACCAGAGGUUCUGAAUGAGGUUCAUCACCAAUUUUCAGCUGGCAUGCAGACAGUUGCAGUCAUUCCUGUCCUUCCUCAUGGUGUCAUUCAAUUUGGUUCAUCCUUGGCUAUUAUGGAGAAUGCUGGAUUUGUGAAUGAUGUGAAGAGUUUGAUUCUUCAACUAGGAUGUGUCCCUGGUGCUCUUUUAUCUGAGAGCCAUGCAAUAAAAGAAACUAGCCAGAACAUUGGGGAACCCAUCUCUGUUGCAGCCUCCAUCUAUGGGGAUCCAUCUCGAAAUUAUGAAGUGACAAACUCAAGUCCUUUUAUUGCUGAUGGCUGUAAUCAACAAAGCAAUUCAUCACAGGCGUCAAGGCUUGUUGGUCAACCUUCUCAUUCGAUAAUGAGACAGAUUCAAGAUAACCAGCCGAUUAAUGCUUUGACAUUUCAUAGCCCUAACCUGAUCCAAACUUUGGUUAAAUCCCACGCUGACCAGUGCCAGCAAAAGCUUCCUUCAGUAAUGAAACCUAAGCUUUCUUUCCGAAGUCAACUAGAAAGCGAGGUUGCAAAAGCUGAAGUGAUCACAUCAAAUCCAGAUGUAUGGCUGAAUCGGCAUGGUGUUUCAUACAAUGCACGAUUUGGAUUCAAUCAUCAACCUAGUGUUGGUCCAUCAGGCUCAAGUUCUAGCAACCCAAGAUUAAUGGAAAAUCAGGUAUUGUCAGAUGCUGGCGCACGGGGUCAUAUUAACAAUAAUUUAAGUGGACCAAGUUGCUUUCUCUCAUCUCAACUCAGAACAAAUGGAGGCCUAGACUCUGAUUCUCACAAAAGUUCAGAUAUUGCCCCUUUUCUUGGAGAAGGUGUACGUAAUGGUAUGGGUAAUUAUCUAAGAUCCAUUUCAAUUCCACCUUCCGUCUUAAACACAAAUAAGUCAGCUGACAUAAGUCUCUCUUGCACUCAAUUGACUGGGAUUGGGCUUCAAAAUGCUGAUUCAUUGAAAUCAGAGGUGAUUCCUUUAUCCGAUCAAGUAGAUCAUUUAAAUAUUAGUCAUAUGCUCUCAGGAGACUCUGAUCAUAGACAUCAUUUGACAAAUGAGAAAUGUACUGAAAAGGAGUUGGUUCCUAGGAGACAAAAAAUAGAAAAUGAUUUAUUCCAAGCGCUUGGUAUCCCAUUAACUCAUGCAGAUGCACAGAUGAUUUUGAGCGAGCACGUCCCUGAUUUUCUUCAUGAGUUCCCAAAGCCUGAGAAUGGAAGUCAGACUCCAAGAUCCAAAAAGGCUAUACAUGAGGAUACGUGUGUUCGACCUGCAUCUGGGGAUGACUUGUUUGAUAUCCUGGGUGUGGAUUUUAAGAGCAAGUUGUUUAAUGGUUAUGGGAAUGAUUCUGUCAUUGAUGGGCCAGGUACGAGCUCACAAAAUCUGUGUAAGGAUUCUUCAACAUCGAUGACCUUUCAGGACACAGGUUCUGACUUUUAUCCUAUUAGUGAAGGCAUAUCAGACAGUGGUGUUUUUGUUGGGAGUGAUGCUGACCACCUUCUAGAAGCCGUUGUCUCGAGGAUUCAUUCAGCCACCAAGCAGAGCUCAGAUGAUAAUGUGUCUUGUCGAACAACAUUGACAAAGAUUAGUAGCUCCUCUGUUCCUAGCACUUCUCCCACCUAUGGGCGAGGUAAUAUGUCUGAUCAGAUGCAGAGGAACUUAUUUGGUCUUCCUCCAGAGAAAUCUGGGACAAUGGGUUCUAGUUCCUUUAGAUCUGGGUGUAGCAAGGAUGAAAGAGGAAAUUGUUCUCAAGGUAGUUCCAUUUAUGGAUCACAAAUUAGUUCAUGGGUUGAACAGGGUCAUAGUUUGAAGCGUGAAAGUAGUGUUUCAACUGCUUAUUCUAAAAGGCCUGAUGAGAUUGGCAAAUCCAAUCGAAAAAGGCUUAAACCUGGCGAGAAUCCCCGACCUAGGCCAAAAGAUCGCCAAAUGAUCCAAGAUCGUGUGAAAGAGUUACGCGAAAUUGUACCAAAUGGGGCAAAGUGUAGCAUUGAUGCACUGCUUGAACGCACCAUCAAGCAUAUGCUUUUCUUGCAAAGUGUCAUGAAGCAUGCAGACAAGCUAAAGCAAACUGGAGAGUCUAAGAUUAUUAAUAAGGAAGGUGGACUGCACUUGAAAGACAACUUUGAGGGAGGAGCAACAUGGGCAUUUGAAGUUGGCUCACAGUCUAUGGUCUGCCCUAUAAUAGUUGAAGAUCUGAAUCCACCUCGUCAAAUGCUUGUGGAGAUGCUUUGUGAAGAACGGGGUUUCUUUCUAGAAAUAGCUGAUAUAAUUAGAGGGAUGGGAUUGACCAUCCUGAAAGGGGUGAUGGAAACUCGGAAUGACAAGAUCUGGGCACGCUUUACUGUAGAGGCAAACAGAGAUGUGACAAGAAUGGAAAUAUUUAUCUCACUCGUUCACCUUCUGGAGCAAACCGUGAAAGGCAGUACAUUGUCGGCACAUGGCAUUGAUAAUGACAAUAUGAUGGUCCAUCACUCUUUUCACCAAUCUGCUUCCAUACCUGCAACUGGGAGGGCAAGUAGUUUCCAGUGAACCAUAUGCUGCAUAGAUUCUUGGUCUGGAUGUGUUGCGAGCGAGCCGUGUUUUUGCUUGCCAUGACUAACAUGGAUUCCAGUCUGACCUCUCGGGUGGUUCUAACUCCGACUGACCUUUUUAUCUCCCACAAACUCAAUUAUGACUAACCUCACUUUUUUGAAGGGGGGAUUUGUUUAGGUGGUGAAAAGCUUCUCAAGAACUUCCAAAUGCAUAUUGCUUUUCAAUAUAGAUAUCUGAAUGUUUUAAUCAGAGUGCCUCAGGAAAAAGUUAGCCUAAACUAAGUUGUUAAUUGUAUGCAUUUGAUUGCUUAGAUUUUCCCUUUUUCUUUGUCCGGAUUUCCCUUUAAUGGGUAAUGUUAUAGGUUGGGGAGGGGUUAUAGGUGCAAUCUCGUUGUUGUAGGGGGGUUCUCUUGUUCGCAAAUGUAUAGAUGGCAUGGGAUAUCAAAUGAAAGAGUUUGAGGUGUUAGCCAUAUUUCGUCUUUGGAGCACCACCUCUCUCUCUUUUUUUUUUUAA
This is a messenger RNA of Vitis riparia (riverbank grape), 3970 nucleotides long. Its product is annotated as transcription factor LHW. Bases 527 to 3454 code for a protein of 975 amino acids. The record is from RefSeq and is a predicted model, not a curated record. NCBI's taxonomy places the organism in Eukaryota, Viridiplantae, Streptophyta, Magnoliopsida, Vitales, Vitaceae. The transcript has 11 exons. Gene Ontology annotation, molecular function: protein dimerization activity; DNA-binding transcription factor activity. Gene Ontology annotation, biological process: regulation of DNA-templated transcription.